AAAUGCUGCGUUUUUCAAUUGUCAAAGUUUCUGUUGUCUAAUGUUUUGUAAAUGAAUAAAUUUCUGUUUAUUCAUCAAAGACGGCGCUGGUUUACAAAAAUUCAAUAUUUCGUUUUAAUAGACAUCUGUCUACUACAACAAAAUUAAAAGUGAUGAGUAAUAAAGACGAAGCCGGGCCGUCAAAAAAGCCAAAUGAACACAAUCAUCCGCCCCGAAGUGAUAGUACAGAACGUGAGGAAGUUGCACCAAGCCCAAGUAGUGUGUUGGAAUCUAUUCGGGCGAAUUUAACCCACUUGUUCUCCAGGCUUUCAGUACAUCAAGAACCAGCGGCGACUGGGGUUAUUCCAAGUUUAACGUUUGAUGGAUUUCUGCAACACUGGAAAGAUAAUGGGUUUAGAAAAAUUAUUACGUUAGUUGGAGCGGGUAUAUCAACAUCUGCUGGCAUACCGGACUUUAGAACACCUGGAACGGGGCUUUACGACAACUUAAAGAAAUAUGAUCUACCACAUCCAACCGAUAUAUUUGAAUUGGAUUAUUUUUUGGACAAUCCAAAGCCAUUCUUUUCUUUAGCCAAAGAGUUGUACCCUGGACACUUUACUCCGACACCAACUCAUUACUUCAUACGACUUUUAAAUGACAAAGGUUUGUUGGUUCGUCAUUACACACAGAAUAUUGACUCUUUGGAGCGUAUUGCUGGCAUACCCGAGGAGAAGAUGGUCGAAGCGCAUGGUACAUUUCACACAAAUCAUUGUCUUGAAUGCACGACAUUGUAUUCAAAAGAAUGGAUGAAAGACAAAUUAUUCACCGAUACUUUACCCCUGUGCGACCAUUGCGGUGGCAUUGUCAAACCCGAUAUUGUUUUCUUUGGUGAAAAUAUGCCCGAGAGUUUCUAUAAUAUGCCAACCGAAGAUUUCAAGGACUGCGAUCUGCUUUUUAUUAUGGGUACAUCAUUGGAGGUGUAUCCUUUCGCUUCGUUGGUUGGGUAUGCAGAACCUUCAUGUCUACGUGUACUGAUCAACAGGAAUUUCGUUGGAAAAUUUACGAGCCCGGUGAAUAAGCGAGAUAUCUCCUAUGUAGGUGAUUGUGAUGACGCUGUGUGGAAAAUAGCUGAGGCGCUGGGCUGGACUGAUGAGCUCAAAGCAUUGAUUAAAAAAGAAACAGGACAAUUUGAAAAGCAAAAGCCCAAGAGCGUCACUUUAAAACCUGAGAGCGAGAAAUCAAAACAAACGAAGGACAAAAAAUCCUAAAUAAUAAUACCUAAUAAGUUUAAUAACAAUACAAUGGUUUAGAUAACACAAAUGGGUUUUGUGCAAUAGGGAUACAAAUAAAUGUGUGAAAGUGAAAUAAUCUGUAAAUAAAUGUAGUGGUUAUUAUAACAUACAUUAGGUGAUAUGUAGACGGCUAGAGAUUUGAAAUACUACUGAAAUUGACUAUAUAUAAUAAAAUCAUAAAAAUGUAAAAAUA
This is a messenger RNA of Bactrocera tryoni, 1464 nucleotides long. It is a transcript of the gene Sirt2, whose product is annotated as NAD-dependent protein deacetylase Sirt2. The record is from RefSeq and is a predicted model, not a curated record. Lineage: Eukaryota; Metazoa; Arthropoda; Insecta; Diptera; Tephritidae. The transcript is spliced from 4 exons. Gene Ontology annotation, molecular function: NAD+ binding; histone deacetylase activity, NAD-dependent. The coding region runs from base 153 to 1247 and encodes 364 amino acids.